UUAACAAGCAAAAUCUCCUGAGCAUUUACAGUUCAUUAAAAAUCAAAGCAAGCCGAAAUUCAAGCUUAAUCAAAUUUCUUUUCCAGUCCUCUGUUACCUCUGGAGACGAAUCUUGAGGUUAUUGAAGCAAUGAAACAGAAGGAGAGCUCAAAACCUGCUUCAAUUUGCAUGAACCUUCAUAAGUUCACACCCAAUCUCGACAAACACAAACACCUCAACCUCACAGAAACCCUAAGCCCGGGCCAUCCUCUCCCUCAUCGUCGUUCCAGAGAACACGAAGCACGACGACGCAUCGCCAGACUCCGCAACCUUGACCAUAGCCCACGUCGGCAGCUCCCGCUCUGCGUAUUCACCUUGACGCCGACCACCACCGUCCAGUCUCCAAAAACUUCGGUUCGGAAGCUCUACGGCGACAACUCCGCUUGGCAGCAUUCGCAUCGCGUGCACGCGAGCUUCAAAACCCGGCAGCCUCGUUGAGGCUGAAGAAGAGGUGAGCUCAUCGCUUGUGCCACGAUGGAGCUGUCCAACUCUGGCGCCGCGAGCGAGAAGAGAGAGAAGGAAGGCAACGCGGUCGGGGUGAGGCAAGGGCGAGGUUCCGUCUUUCGACUGUUGUGAUAAUCUCACACGCAAGUCGCGCGAUUCCUUUUAUCGAGAGAUUUUUAUUAUCCUCUGCCAUUAUCAUUAAAAUAAAUAAAAAUAGGAUUUGGCACCAUUCUCAGGACUCAGAUAUCACCUUCUUUAUAUUCGUAUUACAACUUUGGAAAAGCUUAGUGAUGGCGAUGAUAUUUGAUGAUCUCGAUGUGUGUUUUCGUAACAGGGGAAAGUCUUUCAUAAUGGAUCCAUCAGUUUGAUUGACGAGCCAUGCAGAUCAGCCCAUCUUAAAGCAAUGCAGGUUGCCAGAGACGCCGGGGCUCUGCUCUCCUACGAUCCAAACCUCAGGCUCCCGUUGUGGCCGUCGCCCGAGGAGGCCCGCGAGCGGAUCAUGAGCAUUUGGGACAAGGCGGACAUCAUUAAAGUGAGCGACGAUGAGCUGGCGUUCCUCACGGGGAACCGUGAGAUCGAUGACGAAUCCGCAAUGUCGCUGUGGCACCCCAAAUUGAAACUUCUCCUUGUCACUUUGGGUGAAAAGGGCAGUAAAUACUACACCAAGGAUUUUCGUGGAGCAGUAGACUCAUUCCGUGUCAACACUGUCGACGCAACCGGUGCCGGCGAUGCCUUCGUCGGGGCACUCCUCUGCAAGAUCGUCGAUGACCGCUCCAUCCUCAAAGUACGAGGAAGACUGAGGAAGGUCCUGAAGUUUGCGAACGCGUGUGGAGCCAUCACCACCACCGAGAAGGGAGCGAUCCCUGCCCUCCCGACCGAGCCCGACAUCCUCAGCUUGAUUGAAGGCGCGAACUAAACCAUUCGGACAAAUUCCAAUUCCUCCAUUUUUCGACUUCUCUCUUUUUGCUCUCCAGGCGGUAACUUUGAAUCUGCUCUUGCUGUAGGCGGAGGGUCGUCCAACUACCGCAGGAUGAUUGGCACAGGGGUGUGCUUGGUCCUCCUAAUGAUCCCAAUACUCCUUGGGAUCAAUCGCCAUCGCGUGCAUGUAUAAACCGGCUGCAGUCGCGGUCGCGGUCGAGGUUGCGAACAGGAGUUUUAGUGUGUUCUGCAUAAAAUGUACACAACCACCAUAACAUAAAAUUUCAGAUCUUCUGAAAUCUCAACAAAAGUCGAUAUCUUAUUAAUUUAACGGAAUGUUGGCAGAUUCUUUAUAGUGUUUGGUAGAUUAGAACAAAAGUUAUUUAAAGAACAUAUAUGUUCUCGGGAUGGGUCACGGUUGUAAUAAAUUGUCGGUGGUUUACGAUUA
Syzygium oleosum is the source of this 1849-nucleotide messenger RNA. RefSeq names its product probable fructokinase-4. Gene Ontology annotation, cellular component: cytosol. The record is from RefSeq and is a predicted model, not a curated record. The transcript has 3 exons. The coding region runs from base 887 to 1399 and encodes 170 amino acids. Gene Ontology annotation, molecular function: fructokinase activity. Gene Ontology annotation, biological process: fructose metabolic process. Lineage: Eukaryota; Viridiplantae; Streptophyta; Magnoliopsida; Myrtales; Myrtaceae.